This is a messenger RNA of Cordyceps fumosorosea ARSEF 2679, 708 nucleotides long. RefSeq names its product vacuolar protein sorting-associated protein Vps28. The coding region runs from base 1 to 708 and encodes 235 amino acids. Gene Ontology annotation, cellular component: ESCRT I complex. The transcript is spliced from 3 exons. Gene Ontology annotation, molecular function: protein-containing complex binding. NCBI's taxonomy places the organism in Eukaryota, Fungi, Ascomycota, Sordariomycetes, Hypocreales, Cordycipitaceae. Gene Ontology annotation, biological process: protein transport to vacuole involved in ubiquitin-dependent protein catabolic process via the multivesicular body sorting pathway. The record is from RefSeq and is a predicted model, not a curated record.
AUGCUUCCGCGGCAGGAACCACUUGGCUCACCAGAUACGUCAUCGCCCCAGGAAGUCACAUUGACAAGCACGCGAGCCGAACGCGACCUUCAAGACUCCCUCGCCGAACUCUUCAGCAUCAUAGUGACUCUGGACGAGCUAGAGAAGGCCUUCAUCAAAGACGCCGUAUCUGAGGCGGAAUACACAGAGAUCUGCGAGCGGUCGCUACGGCAGUACAAUGCGUUGCUCGCCGACGAGACCAUUGCCAGAGAGUUUGGCGGCCUGGAAGAGUUCCAGGCGAAGUGGGAUAUUGAAGCGCCCCGCGCGACGAAGCGACUCCAGGCCGGCAUGCCCUCCACCAUCACGACCCCCUCCUCCUCGGCCGCCGUCGGUGGUGGCGGCGGCGGCGGCGGCGGCGGCGCGUCCGACCGGGGCGGCAACACCAGCGGCGUGCUGAUCCUUGAGGCGACGCAGGACUUCAUCACGUUCCUCGACGCCGUCAAGCUCGGCCUACUAUCCAAGGACCAGCUGCACCCGCUACUAUCCGACGUCAUCCAGUCGGUCAACAAGGUGACGGACAAGGACUUUGAGAACCGCGGCAAGAUCGUGCAGUGGCUCAUCACGCUCAACCAGAUGAAGGCGAGCGAGGAGCUCAGCGAGCAGCAGGCGCGGGAGCUGGACAUGGACAUCCAGCAGGCAUACCAGGGGUUUCGGCGGACGUUGACGUGA